CACGAGUGUUUGUGUUCUGUCAGAGCCGGCUUUUAUACCCUCCGAUAUAGACCAUCUGAGUCAUUCAAGUGUUUUACAUGCAAGGGUAGGAUUACAUAAUCAAGCGUGCGGGAGAAUGCACGAGAAUAGUUCAGGACCCGGAUGAACACAUGUAAACAAUACACAACGAUGCCUGAUCGAAUUCUAUUAAUCAAGCAGUUCCGUAUUUGUAAUCGGUGUCCUUGUCGACUAUUAGUAUUUCCCGCAAUAAACAAUAUGGCGACGUCAGCUGGUCGUGGGAUAACCUCAUUGCGGACACUAUCAGGGAAGGUGCUAAAUUUAUUAAAAGGAAGAGAACUGUUGAUCCCAUCAAGCUCUUUCAACAUCGUGUCAAGAUCAAGUUCUGAUGACAAAAAAUCAACUCGCCGUAAGGGAAAGACACCUGCAGGCAAAUUUGAUGACAAAUGGGAAACUGAAGUUGAGGAAACUGUAUCACCAUAUGUAGAACAGGAACCAUUAGAGCGUUUCCCUGAUGACAUUAAUCCGUCCACAGGUGAGAUCGGUGGACCAAGGGGACCAGAACCUACUCGCUAUGGUGACUGGGAGAGGAAAGGACGAUGUUCAGACUUCUGAUAUAAAUAAUAUAUAUUACUAUACCCCUGCCAAUAUUGUAUAAUUUACAUUGUGUGUAUAAUGUUUAUUGUUGCAUUUGAUUAAAUGUUUUGAUUAUUACAUG
Pecten maximus is the source of this 715-nucleotide messenger RNA. RefSeq lists its product as uncharacterized. Gene Ontology annotation, cellular component: mitochondrion. The coding region runs from base 142 to 612 and encodes 156 amino acids. The record is from RefSeq and is a predicted model, not a curated record. Lineage: Eukaryota; Metazoa; Mollusca; Bivalvia; Pectinida; Pectinidae. The transcript is spliced from 3 exons. Gene Ontology annotation, biological process: mitochondrial respiratory chain complex II assembly.